UUGUAGCCACAUAUCCAUAUAGUGAUUAUCUCUUAACGUUUCUCAAAAGUUUUUCCAUUUUUCAUUACUUCAUCUUUUGUUUUUCUAAGAUCAAUCAGUUUUUUUCUCAGUACUUUUUAUGAAGAGAAAAUGGAGAUAACAAUAUCUCAAUUGUGCUCUCGAGUUAAGUUUUCAUCAUCACUGUUGUGUUUAAAUGGAAACAGUAAGAGGAACAACCUAAAUGGAGCUGUUUCAGUAAAUUGCUUGAAAGAGAUUGAUCAGAUCAGUUAUAUUAGCUUCACUGCGAAGAAACAGAGAAGUCACGCGCCAGUGGUGAGAAAAACACGCGCCUCCUCGGAUGAGAAUCAGUCCCCAACUCCCGGAGGAGAACGGUGGCUUCUCCAACCAGUUGGCGAUGGAGACACAAGACACAUUGGUUACAAAGUGGCAAUGCCUGCUCCUUUCGAGAUCACCUCGGGACAAGUUACCAUCGGACGGCUACCGGAAAAGGCUGAUGUCGUAAUUCCUGUGGCCACCGUGUCGGGAGUCCAUGCGACAAUCAAUACCAAUGAAAACAACCUUCUUGUGACGGAUAUGAACAGCACCAACGGUACAUUCAUCGAAGACAAACGUUUAAUUCCUGGUGUUGCUGCUCCUGCCUUUCCCGGAACCCGAAUCACCUUUGGAGACACAAAUCUAGCGAUUUUCCGUGUUUUCAAGCUCCAAGAUAGGGAAGAAUCCACAGAGAAACCAACCACAGAGUAACACAAAACCUGGGAAAUGGCUUCUCUUUACCGGUUUUUGCUGAAAUUCUAAGUUGGUUUGCAGCAUUGUUGAUUUAUUGGGUAAUAUUAUAUAACAAUAUAUAUAAUUUAUAACAUAUAUAUUUUUGUUUUUAGUACGUUACAAAUUAGGUGUGAAAGAAUGAUAAGUGGUAGACAUAAGCUUUCA
This is a messenger RNA of Arabidopsis lyrata subsp. lyrata, 930 nucleotides long. RefSeq lists its product as uncharacterized. The record is from RefSeq and is a predicted model, not a curated record. The transcript has 5 exons. Lineage: Eukaryota; Viridiplantae; Streptophyta; Magnoliopsida; Brassicales; Brassicaceae. Gene Ontology annotation, molecular function: protein binding; mRNA binding. Bases 130 to 744 code for a protein of 204 amino acids.